Paramecium primaurelia is the source of this 3040-nucleotide messenger RNA. The record is from the annotation of a GenBank genome assembly. Lineage: Eukaryota; Ciliophora; Oligohymenophorea; Peniculida; Parameciidae.
AUGUCUUAGAGAUUAUUAAGAAAAUCUCGAACUAAUUUAGGUGACUAGAGUCAAAGCUAGAGUCAUAGUCAUACAUCACCAGUUAUGAAUGACGAUGGAUUAAGAAAUUUCAGAAUUGAAUUUUCAGAUUUAUCAAGAAAAAGACUAAGUGAUAGUGGAGAAAUGAAAGACCCAACUAUUUAUAGCAAAAAAUCAAGGCUUUCUUAGUUUUCUAAUAUUAAUCAUAGAUAAAGAGAUUAGAGUGAUCAUAAUAUUAGUGUUCAUCAAUACACUGCUACUACAAAAUAAUAUUAUCAACUGAAGUGGAAAGAAUUAAGUGGAUUACCUAAAUAAACUGAUUUACAAUAAAUACUUAGAACAUUUCUUACUAAAUUAAAAAGAAAUGCUAAUAUUUGGGAUUAAAUUAACAAUAAGUAUUGUUAUCUUAAAGAAUCUUAUCUUUAAGAUGAAGUUAGAUUAUAAUCAUAGUAUAUAUCAUAUAUGAGAUAAUCAUUUCAUUAUAUUAGAUUAUUAUCACUUUUAACUGUACCAAUAUAAGCUGGAAGUCUAUUUAUUGAUUAAUGGAUAUAAGGUUUAAUAAUUUUAUUUUUGGUGAUUGAAUUUAUUGAUUAGUUACUAAAAAUAAAAUUGGUUAAAUUAAAUGUUGUUUGUAAUUUCAUUUACAUAGCAAGUACACUUUUAUUAAAUUUUGAUCUUAAUUAAGAAGGUAAAAUAGUUUUAAUGAUAUUAUCUUUAACUGGAGUAAAAUAUUAAUUUUAAUGGAGUAAAAGUACUAUUGCAAUUAUAUUGUUAAUAUAUAUUAAUUAUUUCGCUAAUUUUUGGUUAUUAAUAAAUGAUAAUGAAUUAACAUAUUUAGAUUCUAUUAUUUGGACAAUAAAUAAUUGUGUAUAAUAUUCACUAUAAAUAGAAAGUUACCAUUUAAUGAAGUUGAUACCCAAAUAAUAAGUUAUAGAAAUAAGAUUAUAAGUGUAGUUUUUUAAAUAUUAUCAUUCUAUUUUUAGAUAUUAUUUAUAUCAAUUUUGGUGAAAUUUUCAUUUUCAACAAAUCAGUAUAUAUCUUUGUAUUUAUAUUAAAUUAGAUAAGAAUUAUUUAUUGAUUUCUUAAAAGUAAACAAAGUUGAUUAAAAUCUUAUUGAUGAAGCUCAACAUAUAUUGAAUUCCAAUAUUCAUUCUGAUGAAUUAUAAACAGUAAUAUAUAUUAAUCAAAUAAAUUAGGUUAACAAUUUAAUGUAAUAAUUACCUAUCAAUAUAUAAAAGCCAUUAUUCUUUUUAAUUAAAAAUAAGAAACUUUAAGAAAUUGAAUUCUUUACAUAAUAUUUCUCAAAAUAAUCAAUUGAUGAAAUAACAUUUGAAUCUGUAUUAAAAUUUUGCAAACCUAAUGAAAUUAUUGUAGAAAAAGGACAACAUGAUGAAUAUAUUUAUGUUGUCUUAUAAGGUGAAAUAGGAAUAUAUGAUAAUAAUAUUUAUCUUUAAAGUCUUCCAAAAAAUUAAGCUUUUGGAAUUGAAAAUCUAAUAAUGAAUUAAGGACAUAAUUUAACUAUGAGAAGUAAAGGAAAUUCAAUUUUAAUAUAAAUAAAUCAUUCUAAAUUUUUAUAAACUAUUAAAAAAAUCAAUAAUGAUUUAGAGAUUUUUCAUUCAAUAAAAAAUGAAGUAUUAUAUAUGAAUAGAAUUGAAUUACUAUUACAAUAAUGUUAUGUCUGUGGAUCAUAUUAACAUUUAAGUUCAUUAUGCAAUAGAGUUCAUAUAAAUCUCAAUAGAAAUCUAGUUAUUAGUAGACAUUUAUAUUCAAAACCAUAGAAGAGAUAAAAGUAUGAUAGAAAAUGGGAUCAAAGAGUUAAUUCAUUAUAUAAUUUUAAAUUGGUUAGAAGUUGUGGAAGAAGAUUAAAAAGAAAUUAUGGGAUUAAUUUUGUAGAUCCAGAGGCUUAUGAAAGAGGAGAACAAGAAUAUGAAGAAGAAGACGAUGAAGAAGUUUAUUAAGGACAUCUUUCUUAUAAAGACCUGACAAAUCCAUCAAGAGUAAUAAUAUGUACUAAUUUAAGAAGAGUGUUGAAGUUGUGUCAGGUCAAACUUUGAGAGAUAUCAUUUAUCAUGAUCAUAUAGAUAAUGAAGAAUAGUUAUAAUAUUAUUAAUAGUAAUAAGAAAUAAAUCGACAUUAAGCAAUUAAAUAAACUUUAUAAACAGCAGGAUUUUAAAAUGAAGACUUAUAUUUUGGAGAUGCAAUAAAUAUUCCAUUAUAACAUAAAUAAUUUACUUAGAAUAGUAAUACUUUCAAAUCAUCAAGUGGAUAAACAUAUUAAAGUUAAAAGAGUUAAUAAGUUAAAUAACAAUAAUAAAAUUAAUAAUAAUAACAAUAAGCAUAAUAACAAGUACCAUAUUAAUCAAAAACAUAUGUAUAAAGUCCUUUAGGAACAAAUCAAUUUUUAAUAGCAAAUAAUAGAAAUGCUUAACCAAAAUUAACAUUCUCUUAUGAUCCUUUCUAUCAUGAAUAAAAUAAUAAAUAAACUCUACCUCAACCUUAACCAGAAUAUUAAGCUAUGAUAAGACCAUAAUUUAGAUCAUCUACUAAUUAUAUUCCUAGUGGACCUACUUAAUUACCUGUUGUUUCAGAAGAAAGAGAUUCAUAAUUAAAUAUUCCAUAAAUGAAUGUACCUUAUGCAUCAGCUAUAUCAAUAAGUUCAGUUGGUAUUUCAAGUAUAGAUGACAUAUAAAGAAGAGAUGGAUAAAAUAAUACUUAUACUGGUCCUAGAAGGAUGACUUAGAAAUAGACUAAUACUAUUACAAGUACAAUAAGUCCAGAUAUUCAAAAGAAAAAAUCUAUUUCUGGAUCUAAUUCAAGAUCAUAUUCAGCUUUGUCUUCUAGGUAGAAUCAACAUUAUAGUGAUCUUGAUAAUGUAUUAUUUAGAUAUGAUGUGAAAGAUAAUUUUGAUAUUGAUUAGAUAGGAAUAUAUUAGCAAUUCAAACCAUAGAAUAAUUAUGAUUGUGUGGUUAAUUAAAUAAAGAUCUAAUCUAAGAAAUUAAUUAAAUAGAAGAAAAUAAAAUGA